AUGUGUUUCAAGAGGAAGAUAGACUCGGAUGUAGCGCUAGCUCUUCAGCUGCCUCAAAUGAUCCACAGGACCGCUUUUUCUGUCCGUCUUCAGCUUCCUCCAAUGAUGCGACAACACGAACCUCCUGCUCAAAUAAUCCUAGUCCAGCUGGUACUAGCAGUGGUACAACAGGUACAACAGCUAUAUCUACGAAGCGGAACAACAGCAAGCGCCGUUUUCCCCUCCCUCAAGCAAAGGCAGUUGUUUCCUUUGAAGACGAAGUGGUGCACAUGCAAAACAAGGCUUCACCCAGGCCGAACUCCCGCCCUGUGA
Molecule: messenger RNA, 312 nt
Organism: Amoebophrya sp. A25
Lineage: Eukaryota; Dinophyceae; Syndiniales; Amoebophryaceae
Source: the annotation of a GenBank genome assembly